This is a messenger RNA of Marchantia polymorpha subsp. ruderalis, 2386 nucleotides long. Lineage: Eukaryota; Viridiplantae; Streptophyta; Marchantiopsida; Marchantiales; Marchantiaceae. The record is from the annotation of a GenBank genome assembly.
CCCUCCAGACAGGACGGUGCGUUCAUAGAUGAGCUCGGUGCACGCGCAAUUUACUCUCUGGUACCAAUUCGGAAUUGUGAAUUGCGCAGCGUUGGUUGUUGAUCUUGUAGAAGUGAGAAAUUCGAGAUAGCGGUGAUGUCGAUGAGUCGUGAGCUCAAAGAAAUGAGAGCGGCAUCGGAAGGAUUCGAGAAUGGGAUCGGUCCACGCCAGGAAGCUGCCGGGAAUCACUAGGCUUGCAAGAGUUCUGAGGAAGGUAGUGAGAUCGAUGGAUAUUCGGAUUUGGUUCGACUCACGGUAACGUCGAAUUGGAUGCGAAACAACCGGAGUACGAAUCGAUGUCACAUGAAUUCCAUGAGCACGACCGUGCGAAACUCGAAGAUUUAGCGAUCCAGUCGCGGCUGUCAGAGUGAUCCAAAUAUAUGGGACAGAUCACGGACGCGGUUGACGGAAGAGUCGACUACCGUGGUGAUGACCAUGAGCAGGAGGAGGGGGAUGACGAUUCAGAGCGGGAAGCUUCUAGUGUGGACUCUCGCGAUUCUGUCCUGCGUGCAAAACACCGUCGUGUCGUUUGCAAAUCUUCCUGAUUCAACAACUUGCGUGACGGAACGCUGCUAUGGGAGACAUCUGACCUGCCCUUCGGAGUGUCCGAGAAGAGCGAGUGCAGCCCCGGGCUCCAAUUCGUGUCACAUCGACUGUUCGACGCAAUGCGAGGCCGUGUGCAAGCAGCGGAAGCCCGAUUGCGACGGGCUCGGGGCGGUGUGCGACGAUCCACGGUUUGUGGGCGGAGACGGGGUGAUGUUCUACUUCCAUGGCCAGAAGGAUGAGGACUUCUGCAUCGUGACGGAUCACAGGCUGCACAUCAACGCGCAUUUCAUCGGCAAAAGGCCCGCCGGGAGGCCGCGCGACUACACGUGGGUCCAGAGCCUGGGCAUUCUCUUCGACUGUCACCGGCUUACCGUGGCAGCCACGAAGGUGGCCAGCUGGGACGACAGCGCGGACCAUCUGGACAUCCGGUUCGACGGGGCCGAGAUCUACCUGCCGCAGAUCGAGGGCGCCAUGUGGGCCUCGGCCUCGGCCGAGGUCGUGGUGGAGCGCCUGGCCACCUACAACGCCGUCCACGUGGUCAUCGAGAACCUGCUGGCGGUGAGCUUGAGCGUGGUGCCCAUCACCGAGCACGAGAGCCAGGCGCACAAUUACCAGAUCACCGAGGACGAUUGCUUUGCGCAUCUGCAGAUGCAAUUCUUCUUUCUCGAGCUUUCUAGCUCUGUGGACGGCGUGCUGGGCCGCACCUAUCAGUUGGGCUACAAGACUCCCGUGAAGCGCGAUGUGCCCAUGCCCGUCAUCGGCGACGCGGCCAAGUAUGUCAGCUCGUCUCUUCUGUCUGCCGAUUGCGCCGUGAAUCAGUUUUGGCCCGUGUCUCUAGUCGCUGACGACCCCGAGCUCGGACGACCUUUGGAAGCAGAACCCUUCGAGCAUUUCGAUGUGAAAUGCCAGAGUUCUGGCACCGAAUAUGACGGCAUGUUGUGCACGAGGUAGACGAUUGGAGUUUUGAGAUACAGACAGGCGAAACGAGCGUUGUUUCAUCCUCAAUCUUGUUCAUGACACAUUGGAUCGAUUGCAGUCCCUUGCAAGUUUCUCGCCUCCAAACCAUAAUGCAGCGAGAAUGUCCCCGAUCCGUCGGCAAUAAAGUCGAGAUGAGAUACAGGAGGCAAUCACAGUAUCAGAGAAUAUCGCACGUACAAUUUUCGACUAGUGCGUUUGGGUGGCAGCAGUCUAAUUUCAUCAUACGAUGAUCUUGAUGUGCCUGUCCAUGUGGACAGCUUGUGAUAAUUUCUGUGACACUACGUUUUACAAAACUGGUGUCAUUCGACCAAAGAGUGUACAAUUCAUGUCUGUAGACAUGCGAAGCCGAGGAAAACUAUCAGAGUUUCUAUCGACGUGCAAUGAAGCGAAACCUGGAGUCCGAUUUUGGCACCAUGGAACCAACCGAUACUAGUACUUGAUUCGUGUUUUGAUAUGCAAUAUUGAUAGCUCGUUGAACUGUCGACUCACAAGCUCACUUCGUUGAAAUAUUGCUUGCAUCCAAACUCUUCUGUGGCGCAUCGUGCCAGUCACUCGACGUUUAGGUGAAGAAUUGAUCCUGUAAUCAGCAGUAUGUCUUGAUUGCCAUAAAGGUUCAUCGCCCUUUCAAGAACAUAUCUCUUCUUGAAUUUGAGUUUCUCCAAAAUGAGAAACUCAAAUUCAAGAUGCUCACUGUGGACUUUCAUGACCUCUAGAUUACAACUAACAGUAGAACUACCUUUCUUACGAUAAUUCAGAAUUAUAAACUUUCAUAAACAGAAAUCCUACAGAUAAAUAAAUAGCCCUUGAUUUGAAAGGACCAAUU